GAGUGGAGUGUCCAGAAAAGCCCUAUAAAAGUGUAAGGCUUUAUUAUUAUUCCUUCAUAAGAUAAAAUUUGCGCUGUAGAUUGCACGGCACACAGGGGACUCUUAAAGCAUAUUUUGGAUGUUAUCAGGAUUAAGAAUGGCCUUUUCAUUUUCAUUUUGGAGGCGCAGUCUCUUUUCUCUUAUCUACUCUAGUUAACCUCGUACGUUUUUUUAAUUUCUUUGUACGACGUUUCAUUUUUAAUUUUCUUUUCGCGUCGGGUACUUGUUAGACGUGCCACUGCCAGCCAUGGGAACCCGUGUCGUGCAGGAAGCAGCUCCUUUGAAGAACCGUCCGAAUCCCCCAGUUUUGUUUUGGUUUUUUUUUUGUUACUAAAACGAAAUCCGCGACGUCUGAAAACUGAAAGACGCCGAAUGGAAACAGCCACGAAUGGGCCGCAUUCAUUUUUUUUGGUUGCUGUCCUCGCCGAGCGCCGGGAGGUGCUUCUGGCCGAGCUGUCGCCGCCGGCACGGUGAAUCCUCCCAGCACGCGCAGUGUCCGGCCCACUCCCAUCCCACCAUGCUGAGAGACGGCGGGAAGGCCUGGAGCGACCCGGAGGAGGAGGAGGAGGAGGAGGAAGAGGAGAUGAUCUUCGGGGAGAACGACGAGGACGCGGAGGAGAUGAUGGACCUCAGCGACCUGCCCACGUCCCUGUUCGCCUGCAGCGUCCACGAGGCCGCGUUCGAGGAGGACCUGCACCGGGAAAGGUUUGAGGCCCUGUUCCGGAUAUAUGACGAGCAGGCAUCGUUCCAGAUGUUCAAGAGCUUCAGGAGAGUGCGGAUCAACUUCACUUCCCCUGAGGCAGCAGCCAGAGCCCGGAUUGAGCUCCAUGAGUCCGAGUUCAAUGGAAAGAAACUCAAACUGUACUUUGCUCAGGUGCAGAACUCUGGCGAGGAGACGGACAAGUCCUAUCUGGCCCCCCCACAGCCGGUUAAGCAGUUCCUCAUCUCCCCCCCGGCCUCUCCCCCAGUUGGCUGGAGUCAAAGUGAGGACGCCACACCGGUCAUCAACUACGAUCUGCUGUGUGCUGUUGCCAAGCUGGGCCCAGGAGAGAAGUACGAGCUCCACGCUGGCACCGAGUCCACCCCCAGCGUGGUGGUGCACGUCUGUGAGAGCGAGACCGAGGAAGAGGAGGAGGCCAAGCCCAAGCAAAAGAUAAUCCAGACGAGACGCCCAGAAGCCCCUCCCAAGCUGUUCAACUAAAAGCUGUGAAGCUCGUCCUUCGUUUCAGUUUCAGUAACGUUUAGCAAAGGAGCACGCAGAGGUGGCAGGUCUGUACUGGUGCUUCACGCACACUUUGUAUAGAGAGAGACCUGCUCGCUGACACGAAGCAGGUGAAUCUUGAGAAAGACAAAACUCAUGUGUUCAUUUCAAGCACUGUGGCUUCUCGCUGGCUUUUCUUCAGUUCCUUUUUUUUUUCAUUCUUAUUAUUCUUAUUCAUGGACCAGUAUGAGAAUUGCGAUAACCAUAAUCAGGUGCAGAUCCAGAGACUUUGUUUCACCAGGGUCUGCUGCUUGCGUCCAUAUCGGCUGACCUGUCGCGCUGCAGACCUUCGGACAGAAAUAGGAUGCACUUUACGUUACACGUAAACCGGACAAGAAGCUCAGAAGAAAGUUGACUGCAUAGCAACGGCUUGUCCUGUUUGGAGGAUCAAGCGUUGUGAGGGUUGUUUUUUUCAAAGGAGAGUUGUUUACUGAAAUAUGUGUUCUCCCCCUGCACUUGAUACCGUAAGCUGUUUGCACACAUGCAUGCUGAUGUAGUGGUCGCUGUUUAUUUUUUUUACUUGUCCUAGAAACCAAAACAAACAUAUCUAGAAGUUGUGGUGUUUUUUUUGUGUCGGACAAAGCUAGAUUUCAUGCAACAUCGAAAGUGGGGUCCCAUUUGUAUAGCAGCUGUUCCAGCUGGUGAGGGUGAUGGACAGCUUUAGGAAGCCUUGAAUCCGGCUUUGGUUUGUGUUAACCCUGAGCAAGGUGAAAAACAUUGACUUGUAAAAGCGAAAUAACGUAUCAUUCAGAGGGAACUAGACAAUAACAGCAGGAAGAUAAUAGGUCUUAGGACAGAUUAUAGCAAAUCUGUUUUGUUCACAAUGUCCCAAAACAAAAGAAAGCUCAAGGGAAAAAGGAUCUUGAGCUUCUAAUCAUUGUCAGAUAAGUAUACUUAAUAAAUGUCUUUAGGACAACUGUUGUUUUGUGCUAUUGGUCAGUUAAAGCCAUUACAUUUUCAUUGGGUUUUAGACUUGCUUCAUAUACACUGCAUGGCUGCUAGCGUUUUUCAAAAUGCCACAACAGGGCCAUUAUUGUGAAUGGAAACCCAUGGUAACUGAAUGCCUUUUAAUUGUAAGUAUUUUGAGCUGUCAGAGAGCUUUGAAGAGAACAUCUGGAUCUUUGGCUGUAUAGUGUUGAAUAGCUAAUAAAUCUUCUCACUCUGCAUUUAUUAUAAACUAGAAGUCUCGUUUGCAUCCAGAAGCAUUUUGUUUUUGCAGCAUUUAGGAAAUAUUUAAUUACUGUUGUGUUGUAUGGUAACAUUGCCAAAAACUAAGACAAAAACAUAAAACUGGCUGUGGUGUUCCCUGCCUUGAGCCUGUUGCUUGCCGGCAAAUCAAACUGCUGAAUUAGACUUUUUCCUUUAAAAUAUUUAAGGUCAACGAUGUCUGUAUAAAAACUGAUUUGGACCAAUAAAAAUUGUCAACAGAUCUAGAAAAUACCGACCUUUAACUUUUUGCAACAUGCAUAUUGUGGUUUAAUCUUAAUAAAGUCUGCCGUGUUGAUUUGCAUUUUAUCAAUUGUAAUUGCUUACUUGUUCUAAGCAUCAUGAAAAAAUAAGAAAGGUGUUAAAAUAAUAAUUUAAAGUGUAACUUGCUAUCUCAUUUUAACCCUUUUGCCCUUUUAUUAUUGUUAGACUGUAUGCUUAAGAAGAAGUAUUUUCAUUGCAUUGCACUAGAAGAAGCCUUUAUGUUCCUUACUACAAACUUCAGUGUGAGGUGACUCUUCACAUGUGAUACCUGGUAACUUAAAACAGAGAACUUUAGCCCCUGUAGACUAGGCUGGGCUGGACAUCAGAUUUGUUUCAGCAGGAAGAAAAGACUUUAUUGUCCAGCAUUUAAAUAUGAAGUGAUGUCACAGUAAAAACACACACAGACUUUAUUUGUGCAGUAUUUGCCCAGCAAUAUUGGUACUUUAAAAAGGCUUCUGCUUUGCUGCAAACAGCUAAUUUGUAAUACCACAGUAUUCUCACAUACUAAACCUCCAGUAAGUGAAAUAUAUUGUGGAGAAGUGCUCCUUCAUCAGUUCCAGAAUAAACUGGUGGAGGUCAGAACUGAUGAGCAGACCUGGAAAGCUGCUUUAACUGGGUAUUAUUACUGUUGUCAUUGUAAUGAUUAUUAUGUGAUUAGUCUGCAUUGUAGCACUUUAUUCCCUUUGGCAUUGAUCGUCUUUUGUUUUUCAUAAGAUGACACAUCCUCGUGGAGGAGUAUCAUUAUGUUGCAUUUAAUUAAAAUGGUCUUUUUCAUAAUCACCUUAUAGCCUUUGCUUUCACAGGCCUAGAAGUGUAGGUGUUAAAGUUUAAAUUUCAUAUACUGUACCAACUGUUAAAAAAGUUUCAGGUAUAGUAUCGAUAGUUAAACAGGCUCAUGUGCUCUAAGUGUAGCUCUAGGGAGAAAGGAUGUAUAUACGAUAGGGGGGUAUUUUAAAAAUGCCUUCAGAAUCUUAUGACUUUGUGUGUAUUUGCACAUAAAUAUGCUAUCUGACACGAGCUUAACUUCUAUGUCUAUGGUUUAAAACCAGUGUAUCUUGUUCAAUUGUAAGAUGUCAACAGGAUAUGUACUCAGCAAACGCAUUGUCAGAUGAUGGUGUUCGUUUAGCAUUUUACUAUCGGGAUCUUUUGAAACUGGGUGCGUUUUCCGUCUCAAAAACUGUUUUAAAAAUGUGUACAGAGCAUUACGUUAUGGUGGCCAAUGAACUAAGCUUUUGCUUUUCUAAGGUUUUAGUUAAGGAUUUAAAUCAAUUGAAAGGAAUAGUCAUUUAAAAAAGAGGGACUUGUGUUUGUCUUGAAUCAUCACUCAGCAAUCACAAGACGUUUGUUGAAAAUGGAUUCAGUUUUCACUUUCCUUGGAAGUCUAUAAAUGAUCAAUAACAUCACUGUUGUACUGUUUGGUUGAAAUAUAAAUACUGUGUCUUCUUGUAUUGUAGUUGUUCAGAAAAACAGUAGCAAUCAAGCAAUAAUUUAUGGUUAUAACUGUAUUUAAUGUGUUGUAUGUAAUAAUUUUCAGGAUUGUUUUAUUGACUGUUACUUGCUUAUAUUUGUGUAGAAAUAUGAAUGUAAUUUGUUUCACUUAGGAAUAUAUAAAGAAUUAUUCUUAAACCUGC
Messenger RNA from Lepisosteus oculatus (spotted gar), 4401 nucleotides. It is a transcript of the gene rcan3, whose product is annotated as regulator of calcineurin 3. Gene Ontology annotation, biological process: calcium-mediated signaling. Gene Ontology annotation, cellular component: cytoplasm; nucleus. Gene Ontology annotation, molecular function: calcium-dependent protein serine/threonine phosphatase regulator activity; nucleic acid binding. The record is from RefSeq and is a predicted model, not a curated record. Lineage: Eukaryota; Metazoa; Chordata; Actinopteri; Semionotiformes; Lepisosteidae.